AUGUCCGAUAUUCAGAACCGGUCCUCCGCCUCGCGGGGUAGAGUAUCCGCCCGUGGUGGCCGUGGCGGUUUCAGCUCCAGAGGUGGUCGUGGUGGAAACAGAUCUGCAAAUGACAACUCAGACAUCUCAUCCUUUGAAGAGGGUGAAAUUGGACAGAUGAAGAAGAAGUACUCCGACACUAUCCCAACUCUUAAGGAAAUGUUCCCAGACUGGAAGGACGAAGAUCUGGUGUUCGCACUGGAAGACUCGAACGGCGAGCUCUUGGAGGCAAUUGAGCGCAUUAGUGAAGGUAAUGUAUCUCAGUGGGGUGAGGUCAAGAAGAAGACCACAGACCGGACUCGCCCUAAGCCCAAGGAGGCUCCGAGUACCUCGACCGAGACAACUGCAGCUUCCGCUCGUGGAACCCGUGGUCGCGGUGGAAUAGAGGGUCGUGGACGUGUUCGCGCAGACCGGGGCCGUGGCGGUCGCGGAGGCCGUGCAGGUGCGGCUACAAAUGGAACUCGCGCAGUGUCCACUGCUGUAGAUUCUCCGGCGCCUACUGCUAUUCCUGCUAUCACAUCGGAGUGGGCUGCGCCCAAGGCAGAGGAGACUGUUGCAGAGCCUACAACCGAAGGUGAAUGGGAGUCGACCGAGCCUAAGAGCAGUGUGAUUCCUGAGGGCACAAAGAAGGGGUGGGCGAGCCUUUUCGCCAAACCACCCGCUCCUCCGGUGCAAAAGAAGCCCCAAGCCGCUCCCCCUGUUCCCGUCGCCGAGAAGCCCGCCGAGCCUGUCGCCGAGCCAUCUCCUCCCGCCCCCGCUCCUGAACCUGUGACGGCGCCCGCUGCCUCCCAGAAGACACCCGUCGCCAAGCCCACCCACCCCGUGAUCCCUGCUAUUCCGACCACCGCUGUUAACCCUCCUAAGGGCGAUUUGACCGAGACAAACCUCGAACAAAUUCCCGAUGUAUCCGCUCCUGCUCCCACCGCCACCGCCGCAAGCACCAUUGGCAGUGGUAUCGACCCCGCGGCUGUGACCGCAGCUGCUACUCCCUCCCGCUUCCCCUCGUCUGCCUACCCUCCCAGCGCUACCAAGCAGGGCCGUACCCCAGGUCUUCAACGCCGUGUUAUGGAACAGCAGCAGGCUGUGGUUAUGCCCGGCAACCAUGCAGUGGACCGUGCUGCCGUUCAGUUCGGUAGCAUGGGACUGAACGGUGACGCUAUCGAUAUCGAUGAGAACCGCGAGGAGGCCGAGACCCGCGCUCAGCCCCCCCAGCACUCCCCCGUUGCGCCCCGUGCCUCUCUUCCACCCGCGACCCAGGCACCGCACUCAAUGGAGUCUGGUGCCGCUGGGCGUCCUGCUCCUGGUUUGCCUCCGGUUCCCCAGGGCGCUUCCGCCGACUCGUUUACCGACUUCGCUCGUUACUCUGAGCCCCAGCAGAAGCCAUUCGAUCCCUUCACCCAACAGGUGAGCCAGCCGCAGCCGCAGAUCCCAGAGCCAUUUGCCAACCAGGCCCCUGCUCAGCCCACUGCCACCACCGGCAGCGAGUACUCUCCUUUCUACGCUGCCGAGCAGCAGCGUUUCCCCUACUACGCCUCCUAUGGCUCUUACGGCCAGUCCCAGGAUGCCCCCACCGGUCCUCGCGCCGGAGCUGGGUUUGGUGUCUCUGGUGCUGAGGCCCAGGCUCAGAUCCCCACCACGCAGCCUCCCAACCGCUACGGCCCUGUUGACGCUACUAACAGCGGACACAACACUCCCAACCCCACCGUCCCUGGCGCCACUCAGCAGACCCCCACUGCUCAGCAUAUGCCUGGCCAAAGUGCGCAGCAGCACGCCUAUGGCUACCAAUACCCUAACUACUACAACAACCCCCACUACGCUUCUUACAUGAACCAGAUGGGCCAGCAGCAGCAGCAACAGCAGCAGCAGCAGUACGGUGGCGGUAACCGCCCGAGGUACGAUGAUGCUCGCCGGUAUGAAGAUCACUACAUGCAGCAGCAACAGCAGCAGCAUAACCAGCAAUACGGCUAUGGUAGCCAGUAUGGUCCCUACGCCGGUAAGGGUGGUAUGUACGGCCAGCCCCACGGCGCUUUCUCUUAUGACCAGCAAUCGUCCUCCCCCGCAAACACCGGUAGCUUCAGCCAGGCCAUGCCCAGCCGGGAUUCAGUCUACGGCCGCACUGGCUCUGCCCAGCAGUCUGACAACCAGUCUGCUACUGGCGCCAAUGCCUUUGGUACUGGGAUGUCCGAUGUUUUCAGCCGUUCCCAGGGCAGCUUUGGCCAAAACCCUCCUAUCGCCGGACAGCCCCCCGUUGCCACCGACGAGGCCAAGGGCUUUGAAGCCCCCAAGGCCGGCGGUCCCAGCCCCUCCCUCGCCCAGAACCGUCCGGGAUCUGCUACCAACAGCGUCCCCGGCCAGCCCCAGGCACAGACUGGUCUUCCCCCGCUCCAGGGCCAGCAGGGUCAGCAGUCCUUCGGCAGCUACCCUCAGCUGAACCCCCAGUACGGUGGACUCGGUGGACUUGGUCACCAGGGUGCGGCCACCCAGACUCACCAGGCCUCUGGCUAUGGUAACAACUACGGUGGAGGCUUCGGCAACUACUAUGGAAACUCUGGCCGUGGCGGCUGGGGUGGCAACUACGGCCACUAA
This is a messenger RNA of Penicillium samsonianum, 2625 nucleotides long. Its product is annotated as putative RNAPII degradation factor Def1. Gene Ontology annotation, cellular component: cytoplasm; nucleus. Bases 1 to 2625 code for a protein of 874 amino acids. Gene Ontology annotation, molecular function: ubiquitin binding. The transcript is spliced from 2 exons. The record is from RefSeq and is a predicted model, not a curated record. Lineage: Eukaryota; Fungi; Ascomycota; Eurotiomycetes; Eurotiales; Aspergillaceae.